AUGUCGAAAGGACUACUCACCGAACAACAAGUUAACAAGCUCACUGCCCAACUAGCGAAUAUUAGACAGGUCAAAUUACGUACGAAUCCACUAAAAUCCACGUCAUUUGCCUCACGUCUGAUAAAUGGUUAUACGACUAAAUCAUUUCACGAAGAACAUGAUUUUAUAAACGCGCCUUUAAAUUCUAGAGUUCUUCAGCUGUCUCCGCUGCGCGACAAUAAUGACAAAGAAUUAAAAAUUGGAUCAUUACCUUUGCAAUUACAAGAAUAUGCUAUUAUAGAAGAUUUAUUGUUUGUAAUGAUGGGAAUUGAGGGAAAAUAUAUUGAAGCGAAUUUAUCUGAGGAUUUUACUGAAGAUGAACAACAAUCGGAUGGCGUUACUUAUUCGGUGGAUGGAUCUUUAGAUCCAUCGUUAAAAGAUUUAACCGAACGCAUAUUACCACUUGCAACAUAUUAUACCUCCAUAAACGCUUUCGUUGAGAUGCACUCAAAAUUCGAGUACGGAUUUGUAAAUCACGCAUUAUGUGCCGCAAUGAGAGAAUUAUUAAAGGAAUACCUCAUAUUAAUUACUCAACUUGAGCAUCAGUUUUGUUCAUCCCCGACGUUUACUCUUCAGAAAUUCUGGUUUUACGUACAUCCAACACUUCACACAAUGUCGAAUUUGCAUUCAUUGAUAAUGGAUAUUCGAAAUGUGACACGAAAUGCGAUGGAGGAGGAUACUGAAAUGUUAAUCGAUGGAUUUCAUCGUAGUAAUAAUAUACCUCAACAAGUUAAAGGUGGCGGUUUAUUGAGUAUCUUAAUUGAUCGAAUGACCAAUAUGAGCGGAGAUUUAGCGACUAAAAAGCUUUACAUGUACCUACUUUCCAAAUCGUCACAACCGUACGUCACAAUGUUACAUUCUUGGAUACAUAAUGGUGAGAUCCAUGACCCAUACGAGGAGUUUAUGGUACAAGAACGAAAAGGCGUCAGGAAGGAAGACCUUAAAGAAGAUUUCAAUGAUGCGUACUGGGAAAUGCGAUAUACUAUUAAAGAAGAUGUUGUCCCUCCAUUCUUAAUCCCGUUUAGGAAUAAAAUAUUAUUAGCUGGAAAAUACCUUAACGUUAUCCGGGAAUGUGGAAUUGCAAUACAGGUACCACAGCAACAAUCAAUGGAUGAUGAUGGCAAAGAUAAUGUGGAUAAAACGGAUAUUAAUGUCAGUAAUGAUAUUUUGGCGGCUAUGGAUGGCGGAAGAUUUGUAGAUAGUAUUGAGAAUGCAUAUAAGUGCGCAAAUAGGACAUUAUUGGAUUUGUUAUUAAAAGAUCAACAGCUUAUAGCUCGUUUACGAUCGAUAAAACGUUAUUUUUUCCUUGAUCAAUCCGAUUUUUUUACACAUUUUCUUGAUCUUGCAUCAGUGGAAUUAAAAAAACCAUCUAGUCAAGUCUCUCUUACCAAACUUCAGUCUCUACUUGACUUAGUUCUUCGUAAUCCUUCUUCUGUCGCAUAUACUGACCCGUUUAAAGAAGAUGUCAAAGUGGAGAUGAGUACCGUCCGUUUGGUAGACCAAUUACUACGUAUAAUAAACGUAGAAACGGCGCCAAUAACUCGAACCAAUAGUUUUAGCGAAAGUUUGGGGGGUCGGAAAGAAAUCAGUAGGAUAGGAGAUGAAAGUGAAAAUGAAGGUUCCGAGGAAGGUUCUAUAAGUGGUGAAAGAUUUGGUUAUGCAGUUGGUGUAGUAUGGAAUGUAGGAGGUAGCAAGCAACCGUUAACAGGAAUUGAUGCACUCACUUUAGAUUACACAGUGACGUUUCCAUUGUCUCUUGUAAUUUCUCGUAAAGCUCUUACCAAAUACCAACUAUUAUUUAGACAUUUACUUCAUCUUAAAUAUGUUGAACAAUUAUUAUGCAAUACUUGGAUUGAACAUUCAAAGUCAUUUUAUUGGCGGCGAGGGUCAGGUCAUCCAACCAUUGAAGCUUGGAAAAGUCGUGUUUUUGCACUUCGUCAAAGGAUGCUGGUUUUUGUACAACAAUUUGCAUAUUAUAUUACCAAUGAAGUUCUAGAACCCCAAUGGAGAAAUUUGGAGGCCAAUCUAGCAAAGGUAUCUACUGUUGAUCAAGUAUUACAAUAUCAUUCUGAUUUUCUCGAUACAUGCCUUAAGGAAUGCAUGCUAACGAAUGCAAAACUAUUGAGA
Molecule: messenger RNA, 2166 nt
Organism: Cetraspora pellucida
Lineage: Eukaryota; Fungi; Glomeromycota; Glomeromycetes; Diversisporales; Gigasporaceae
Source: the annotation of a GenBank genome assembly